GCUUAAGCCGAGCGAGCGAGCGAGACCGCCGGAGAGGGAGACAAGACGGCCAUGGACGUCGGCGGGCAGCCCCAACAGGCGCCGUCGGCGGCGCAGCCCCAGCCGUCGCAGGGGCAGCCUACGGGGCAAGCCUCGCCGCCGGCGCCUCAGCCCGGCGGGGGAGCCGUAUCGGGGCCUCCCCCGGCCGGCCAUCAAGUCGUCCACGUCCGGGGCGAUUCGGAGACGGACUUGGAGGCCCUCUUCAACGCCGUCAUGAACCCCAAGGGCGCCAACGUCCCCCACACGCUCCCGAUGCGGCUCCGCAAACUGCCGGACUCCUUCUUCAAGCCUCCGGAGCCCAAGGCCCACUCCCGCCAGGCCAGCACGGAUGCAGGAACGGCGGGCGCCCUCACUCCUCAACAUGUUCGCGCUCACUCUUCUCCAGCUUUGUUGGGAACAGUUUCUCCAGGUGCACUUACUCCAUCUGGCGUAGUUCCUGGAGGUACACCCUCUCAGCAUCUCCGUCAAUCAUCUUUUGAAAUCCCCGACGAUGUGCCCCUACCACCAGGUUGGGAGAUGGCAAAGACACCUUCUGGCCAGAGAUAUUUUCUGAAUCACAUUGACCAGACAACAACAUGGCAGGAUCCAAGGAAGACUCUCCUUUCCCAAAUGAAUGUUACAGCUCCUACAAGCCCUCCAGUGCAGCAGAAUAUAAUGAAUUCAGCAACCG
Thamnophis sirtalis is the source of this 709-nucleotide messenger RNA. Lineage: Eukaryota; Metazoa; Chordata; Lepidosauria; Squamata; Natricidae. The record is from RefSeq and is a predicted model, not a curated record.